This is a messenger RNA of Zasmidium cellare ATCC 36951, 1611 nucleotides long. RefSeq lists its product as uncharacterized. Gene Ontology annotation, molecular function: pyridoxal phosphate binding; carboxy-lyase activity. Lineage: Eukaryota; Fungi; Ascomycota; Dothideomycetes; Mycosphaerellales; Mycosphaerellaceae. The transcript has a single exon. Gene Ontology annotation, biological process: amino acid metabolic process. The record is from RefSeq and is a predicted model, not a curated record. Bases 1 to 1611 code for a protein of 536 amino acids.
AUGACCAGCCAACAAUUCAAAGAAUCCGCCAACUCCGUCAUCGAAGAAAUAGAAAACUACUACACAACCCUCCCCUCCCGCCCCGUCCUCCCCUCAAUCGGACCAGGCUACCUAGCAAAACUCCUCCCAGACUCGCCACCGCAACAAGGCGAAGAAUGGCACGCCAUCGAAAAGGACAUCGAAGCCAAAAUCAUGCCGGGCGUCACGCACUGGCAGCACCCCAAGUUCAUGGCCUUCUUCUCCGCGUCGAGCACGUACCCGGGGAUUCUGGGCGAGAUGUGGAGCGCGGCGUUGACGGCGCCGGCGUUCAAUUGGAUUUGCUCGCCGGUGGUGACGGAGCUGGAGACGGUGGUGAUGGAUUGGAUGGCGCAGAUUCUGGCGUUGCCCGGGGUGUUUCAUUCGCAGGGGAGUGGGGGAGGGGUGAUUCAGGGGUCGGCGUCGGAGGCGAUUGUGACGGUGAUGAUUGCGGCGCGGGAGCGGUUUGUGCGCAGGCAGGUGGCGAGGGAGGGGGUGACGGAUCCCGAGGAGGUGGAGGAGAGGUCCUGUGAGUUGAGGUGUAAGUUGGUGGCGAUGGCGUCGGAUCAGGCGCAUUCGUCGAGUCAGAAGGCGGCGAAUAUUGCUGGGACUAGGUUCAGGAGUAUAGCGACGAGACAUGAGGAUGCGUAUGCUCUGAAGGGCGCGGAUCUUCGCAGGAAAAUCGAGGAGUUGAAGUCGAAGGGCUUGCAGCCGUACUAUCUGACCGUCAGCAUUGGUGCAACAGGCACCUGUGCUGUCGACGACUUCGAAUCUAUUGCAGAAGUCGCCAAAGACUACCCGGACAUCUGGAUCCACGUAGACGCCGCAUACGCCGGCGCCGCUCUGGUCCUCCCAGAAUACCAACACCUCUCGAAACAAAUCGAAUUCGUCGACUCCUUCGACUUCAACAUGCACAAAUGGCUCCUGACCAACUUCGACGCCUCCUGUCUCUACGUCCGAAACCGACGAGACCUCACCGACGCCCUGAGCAUCACGCCGACCUACCUCAAGAACCAAUUCACCGACAGCGGCCUCGUAACAGACUACCGAGACUGGCAGAUCCCCCUGGGACGCCGCUUCCGCGCCCUGAAAAUCUGGUUCGUGAUCCGCACAUGGGGCGUCGAAGGCUUCCAGGAACACAUCCGCCACCACAUCAACCUGGGCAACCUCUUCGCGGAUCUGGUGAGGUCGAGAAAAGACCUCUUCAGUAUCCUCUCCCCGCCAAUCUUCGCUCUCACAGUCCUCACCGUCAACCCGCAAACCUGGAAGAACCUCCAAAUCGACCGUGCCAGCAGCGGAGCUGACCCCCGACCUGAUCAGGACAGCCACGCGCUCGUCGACACAAAGACUAGCGAUGAGGACUUGAAGGCGGCGAAUGAGGUCACGAAGGAAGUGUAUACGUUGAUCGAUGAGCGGAAGGAGUUCUUCCUCACGUCGUCGGUUGUGGGGGGCGUUUAUGCCAUUCGAGUCGUGUCUGCGAAUCCUUUGGCCGAGGAGAAGCCUGUGAGGCAGGUGUUCGAUGAGCUUGUGGCGACGACGGAGGAGGUGUUGGCGAAGCAUAGGAAAGCUGGGGCCAAGUCGGCAGUUGGGACAUAG